AUGCUAGCCCUGCUCGUUGGCAACUUCCUGCACGUCUGCCAGGCUCGGGGUGGGGUGGUCAGUAUCAUCAGCGAAUCAAGUGUGAUAAUCCUGGUCGGCUUUCUGCUCGGCGUGAUCUUGCCGACGGAUGGCUCCAUAUUGUGUUGGGCAAUGGGCAACGUUGACGUCAAUACAGAAGGGCUGGUGAUGGCAUCUAUCUUGAACCUCUUCUUGCUUCCGGUCAUUAUUUUCGAGGCUGGUUGGUCCAUGACCCACAGGGACUUCAUCAACCAGCUGUUGACGAUUCUCACGUUUGCGGUCUUCGGCACGCUGAUCUCGAUGCUGGUAGUUGGGUUAUUGAUUAUGCAAACCUGCAGUAUUCAUGGCGUCUGCUCCGCGCGCACAGCAUUUACCUAUGCAGCGUUGAUCUCAGCUGUGGAUCCCGUGGCCACCUUGGCCACCUAUGCGCACCUGCAAGUCGAUCCACUUCUGAAUAUCAUCGUCUUUGGAGAGUCGGUGGUGAAUGAUGCAGUCGCUAUCGUGCUAUUCCGAGUCCUUAACAGUGAAACGGAGAACUUUUCGGACAUGAGUCUUAACGCCGUCAGCCUUCGCAUAGGGUCCCAGACUCUUCUGCUCCUGUUCGGUUCAGUCGGUCUGGGCAUCGCCUUGGGAUUCUUGCUGAUGCUAACGACUCGCUACUGCCGUCUAGCUGACCAUACUUCCAGUUGUGUGCUGUUCGUCUUUGUCUCCAGCUUCUUCAUCUAUUGCUUUGCUGAGCGCGUGUGCUCCAUGUCAGGGAUUAUCACUGUCUUGUUCGCUUCGAUGUUCGCAAGCGGCUUCGCCAAGCAGCAGUUCUCAAAGGAGGCAUCCAUGUUUUGCGCCUUUGCUUUGAAGCAGGCGGCAACUCUGUCAGACAUGGUGGUCUUCCUUUUCGUUGGCAUUACAGCCGUAUACUGCGAUCGCAGAGGCCUUGUCUUUGGAAGUCUGGUCAUCGCCUUCUGCCUCCUCGGAAGGGCAGCAGCCGUUGUGCCGCUUGCGCUGUUCACAAACGGCUGCAAGGCUGUGAUGAGCCGUGGCGAGUCGUGGGGGAAGUCGCUGAGACUUAAUUGGAAGAAGAUCUUCAUGAUGUGGCAUGCGGGCCUGCGUGGUGGAAUUGCUUUGGUCCUCACGCUGGAGCUGGAGAAGUGGGUGGAUGAGGAUGCUCCUGGAACGAGGGACACCCUUCGCAAUGCCACAAUCUUCAUCAUAGUCUUUUUCCUGCUCUUCUUUGGCAGCCGAACGGCAUUUAGCAACAAGAUUCCUGGUUGGCUUUGCGGGUGCUUUUACACCCAGUGUGAUUGA
Symbiodinium pilosum is the source of this 1320-nucleotide messenger RNA. The record is from the annotation of a GenBank genome assembly. NCBI's taxonomy places the organism in Eukaryota, Dinophyceae, Suessiales, Symbiodiniaceae.